Molecule: messenger RNA, 945 nt
Organism: Talpa occidentalis (Iberian mole)
Lineage: Eukaryota; Metazoa; Chordata; Mammalia; Eulipotyphla; Talpidae
Product: zinc finger protein 135-like
Exons: 1
Coding region: 1-945 (314 amino acids)
Biological process (GO): regulation of transcription by RNA polymerase II
Molecular function (GO): RNA polymerase II cis-regulatory region sequence-specific DNA binding; DNA-binding transcription factor activity, RNA polymerase II-specific
Source: RefSeq, a predicted model, not a curated record
AUGAGUGAAGAAACAGUAUUUACACCUAGAGGAGCCCUUCUGGAAAGGAUUGUCCGUAAAUGCAAUGUGUGCAGGGGCACCCGUGAUGAGGUACCUUUCAUUGUCCGAGACAGAACCCAAGGAGGACAUACUUGCUGCAGUUGUAAUGAAAAGGGGAGAGCUGCAGAGAUGACUCCAGUGCAUUUGAGUUCUCCUAGGUAUGUUGAACAUGAGCAGCAGGAAUGUUAUGAAAGUGGGGCCAGUCUCAGAAACACAUUUCACACCUAUCCUCGUGAGAGUACCCAGUUAGGAAAGAAUAAUUUGGGAUAUAAGAGAUAUGCUGAGCAUCAGAGAAUCCACAGUGGAGAGAAGCCUUAUGAAUGUCAAGAGUGUAGUAAGACUUUCCAAUGGAAAUCAUACCUCAGUCAACAUCAGAGAAGUCACACUGGAGAGAAGUCUUAUGAAUGUCAAGAGUGUAGGAAGACUUUCCUCUGGAAAUCAUCUCUCUGUCACCAUCGGCGAAGUCACACUGGAGAGAAACCCUAUUAUUGUGAAGAGUGUGGGAAAGCUUUUUCUAGGAAGUCAUCCCUCAGUGUCCAUCAGAGAAGUCACACUGGAGAGAAACCCUAUGAAUGCAAAGGGUGUGGGAAAGCUUUUUCCAGUAAGUUUUACCUCAGUGAGCAUCAGAGAAUUCACACUGGAGAGAAGCCUUAUGAAUGUCAAGAGUGUAGGAAGACUUUCCAGUGGAAAUCAUCCCUCACUAAACAUCAGAGAAUUCACACUGGAGAGAAAUCCUAUGAAUGUCAAGAAUGUGGGAAGGCUUUCCGCCAGAAAUCAUCCCUCAGUAAACAUCAGAGAAGUCACAGUGGGGAGAAGCCUUAUGAGUGUCAAGAGUGUGGGAAAAUUUUUUCCAAUAAGCAAGCUCUAACUGGACAUCAGAGAUGUCACUGGACAAAAUCCCUAUGA